This is a messenger RNA of Eleginops maclovinus (Patagonian blennie), 1655 nucleotides long. Its product is annotated as ribonuclease inhibitor-like. Gene Ontology annotation, biological process: intracellular signal transduction. The record is from RefSeq and is a predicted model, not a curated record. NCBI's taxonomy places the organism in Eukaryota, Metazoa, Chordata, Actinopteri, Perciformes, Eleginopidae. Gene Ontology annotation, molecular function: protein binding.
AUGAGCUGUUCUGGAGUUCGGCAGUCUGUCAGAGAUCAGCUGUGCUGCUCUGCUCUCAGCUCUGAAGUCCAACCCCUCCCAUCUGAGAGAGCUGGACCUAGUCAGAACAAUCUGCAGGAUUCAGGAGUGGAGCUGCUGAGAGGUCUUCUGGAGAGUCCUCUCUGCAGACUGCAGACUCUCAGACUGAAGGGCUGCAGGCUUUCAGAGAUCAGCUGUGCUGCUCUGCUCUCAGCUCUGAAGUCCAACCCCUCCCAUCUGAGAGAGCUGGACCUGAGUCACAACGCUCUGAAGGAUUCAGGAGUGGAGCUGCUGAGAGAUCUUCUGGAGAGUCCACUCUGCAGACUGCAGACUCUCAGACUGAAGGACUGCAGUCUGUCAAAGAUCAGCUGUGCUGCUCUGGCCUCAGCUCUGAAGUCCAACCCCUCCCAUCUGAGAGAGCUGGACCUGAGUUUCAACGCUCUGAAGGAUUCAGGAGUGGAGCUGCUGAGAGAUCUUCUGGAGAGUCCACUCUGCAGACUGCAGACUCUCAGAAUAAAGGAGCUUAACCAGGAGGACGCCAUAUCUGUGGUGCGAGAGAAGGACGGAGUUCAACUGCCAGCCGUCUGCAGUGCUUCAGAGCACAGGAGGGAGGUUUAAGAGGAAGGAACUGUGCAGAAAGAGGCCCUCACACUCUGAGAGGACAGGCCGAAAGACUGGAGGAAGUGUGAAAACUAGUUUCAAGUUUACAUGUCAGAAUCAAAACAGAGACGUUCGUGUGAUUCGUUUGGAACUGCAGUUAGAGUAGGUUUUGGGGGGUUUUGGGGGGUAUAUGGGCCAUUCUACCGAAGUCCCUCAACAAGAAAAAUAAUUUAACAAAACAAUUAAGUCUUCAGACAAAGAUAUGUACUAAGAACAUGUUAUGGUAUAUUAAUCCCAAGGCAUUAAAUGAGAUAGUGAUAAGCUAAAUAUAUACAAUCACCAUUUAUAGGGUACUUUAUAUUGGGAGGUUGCUGUCCCCAACCCUGACCUCUAAAUUUCCAUUUCUGUAAAUAACACUUAAAACCAUUUGAAGAUUUUCUUCAGUGGUGUGAUUACAAAUAUCUUUAGGAUUACGUUUAAACAGAAGUUGAAAUAUUUAGAAUUAUUGUGAGUUUAAUCUUUAAAUUAAAAAACUAUACUCAAAAAAUCAUGUCCCCAGUUUUCAUGUCACUACCGAAACACAAGAGUUUUAGUCCAUUGGCUGAGUCUGGUUUUUAGCCACACCCCCUGCAUUUUGGAUUGGGAAGUGGUACAGCAUCUCAGACCUUCAUGGCUGAAUGGUCAGUAGCAGAAUCCCAUACUUUUUAUAUAAAUGUGUUCCAAAGUCUGAAAAUCGGCGUGUAACCGUAAGAAUUGUCACUACCAAACACAUAUUCUCUUCAACUAAGAGAACUUUUUGGGGUUUUAUGCAAAAUAUGUUUUUAUGAGUGCACCCCUCUUCAAAGACAUGUAUGCUAGCCAUGUGCUUGCUAGCAUUCUUUAGUUAUGCUCAAAGUUAGCUAGAAUUGUCACUACCGAAACAUAUGGUAAAGUUUCGGUAGUGACAUGAUCAUUUUGGUAGUGACAAAAUUGAAUGGUAAGAAGUAGUUCAAUCCCAUCAUUUUCAAAUAAAUGUGUUGUGUGGACUAAAUGGUAAA